GUUCCUGCCUCUUGUUGGCGUUUCAUGGGCAGCAAACCUGGCCCUUCAAAGUUCUAGAAUGUUCCUGACUCUUGUUGGUGUUUCAUGGGCAGCAAAACUGGCCCUUUUUAUCUCAGCUGUAGAUCCUUGAAGGACAGCAAGGCCUAUGUGACCAUUCUCUAAAAUAUUUAAGCUCGAGAAUCACAGAGCGGAAGCUGCAAGGCUCCUGGCUGCCUGCCAGCCGAGGGAAUCUGGAGAAACCAUUCCUGGGGCCACGUGGCCCCGUCGUGCCCUUGUUCUGCCCUCGGAAUGGCCUUCACUCAGCACAUCCUGAGAACAGCCCUCUGAAGCCCAGGGUCGUGACCGUAGUGAAGCUGGGUGGGCAGCGCCCCCGAAAGAUCACUCUGCUCCUCAACAGGCGAUCAGUGCAGACGUUCGAGCAGCUCUUAGCUGACAUCUCAGAAGCCUUGGGCUCUCCCAGAUGGAAGAAUGACCGUGUGAGGAAACUGUUUAACCUCAAGGGCAGGGAAAUCAGGAGCGUCUCUGAUUUCUUCAGGGAAGGGGAUGCUUUCAUAGCUAUGGGCAAAGAACCACUGACACUGAAGAGCAUUCAGGUGGCUGUAGAAGAACUGUACCCCAACAAAGCCCGGGCCCUGACACUGGCCCAGCACAGCCGUGCCCCUUCUCCAAGGCUGAGGAGCAGGCUGUUUAGCAAGGCUCUGAAAGGAGACCACCGCUGUGGGGAGACCGAGACCCCCAAGAGCUGCAGCGAAGUUGCAGGAUGCAAGGCAGCCAUGAGGCACCAGGGGAAGAUCCCCGAGGAGCUUUCACUAGAUGACAGAGCGAGGACCCAGAAGAAGUGGGGGAGGGGGAAAUGGGAGCCAGAACCCAGUAGCAAGCCCCCCAGGGAAGCCACUCUGGAAGAGAGGCACGCAAGGGGAGAGAAGCAUCUUGGGGUGGAGAUUGAAAAGACCUCGGGUGAAAUUAUCAGAUGCGAGAAGUGCAAGAGAGAGAGGGAGCUCCAGCAGAGCCUGGAGCGUGAGAGACUUUCUCUGGGGACCAGUGAGCUGGAUAUGGGGAAGGGCCCAAUGUAUGAUGUGGAGAAGCUGGUGAGGACCAGAAGCUGCAGGAGGUCUCCCGAGGCAAAUCCUGCAAGUGGGGAGGAAGGGUGGAAGGGUGACAGCCACAGGAGCAGCCCCAGGAAUCCCACUCAAGAGCUGAGGAGACCCAGCAAGAGCACGGACAAGAAAGAGGACAGAGGCCCAGAGGAUCAAGAAAGCCAUGCUCAGGGAGCAGCCAAGGCCAAGAAGGACCUUGUGGAAGUUCUUCCUGUCACAGAGGAGGGGCUGAGGGAGGUGAAGAAGGACACCAGGCCCAUGAGCAGGAGCAAACAUGGUGGCUGGCUCCUGAGAGAGCACCAGGCGGGCUUUGAGAAGCUUCGCAGGACCCGAGGAGAAGAGAAGGAGGCAGAGAAGGAGAAAAAGCCAUGUAUGUCUGGAGGCAGAAGGAUGACUCUCAGAGAUGACCAACCUGCAAAGCUAGAAAAGGAGCCCAAGACGAGGCCAGAAGACAACAAGCCAGAGCGGCCCAGCGGUCGGAAGCCACGGCCCAUGGGCAUCAUUGCCGCCAAUGUGGAAAAGCAUUAUGAGACUGGCCGGGUCAUCGGGGAUGGGAACUUUGCUGUCGUGAAGGAGUGCAGACACCGCGAGACCAGGCAGGCCUAUGCGAUGAAGAUCAUUGACAAGUCCAGACUCAAGGGCAAGGAGGACAUGGUGGACAGUGAGAUCUUGAUCAUCCAGAGCCUCUCUCACCCCAACAUCGUGAAAUUGCAUGAAGUCUACGAAACAGACAUGGAAAUCUACCUGAUCCUGGAGUACGUGCAGGGAGGAGACCUUUUUGACGCCAUCAUAGAAAGUGUGAAGUUCCCGGAGCCCGAUGCUGCCCUCAUGAUCAUGGACUUAUGCAAAGCCCUCGUCCACAUGCACGACAAGAGCAUUGUCCACCGGGACCUCAAGCCGGAAAACCUUUUGGUUCAGCGAAAUGAGGACAAAUCUACUACCUUGAAAUUGGCUGAUUUUGGACUUGCAAAGCAUGUGGUGAGACCUAUAUUUACUGUGUGUGGGACCCCAACUUACGUAGCUCCCGAAAUUCUUUCUGAGAAAGGUUAUGGACUGGAGGUGGACAUGUGGGCUGCUGGCGUGAUCCUCUAUAUCCUGCUGUGUGGCUUUCCCCCAUUCCGCAGCCCUGAGAGGGACCAGGACGAGCUCUUUAACAUCAUCCAGCUGGGCCACUUUGAGUUCCUCCCCCCUUACUGGGACAAUAUCUCUGAUGCUGCUAAAGAUCUGGUGAGCCGGUUGCUGGUGGUAGACCCCAAAAAGCGCUACACAGCUCAUCAGGUUCUUCAGCACCCCUGGAUCGAAACGGCUGGCAAGUCCAAUACAGUGAAACGACAGAAGCAGGUGUCCCCCAGCAGCGAGGGUCACUUCCGGAGCCAGCACAAGAGGGUUGUGGAGCAGGUAUCAUAGUCACCGCCUUGGGAAUCUGUCCAGCCCCCAGUUCUGCUCAAGGACAGAGAAAAGGAUAGAAGUUUGAGAGAAAAACAAUGAAAGAGGCUUCUUCACAUAAUUGGUGAAUCAGAGGGAGAGACACUCAGUAUAUUUUAAAGCAUAUUAAAAAAAUUAAGUCAAUGUUAAAUGUCACAACAUAUUUUUAGAUUUGUAUAUUUAAAGCCUUUAAUACAUUUUUGGGGGGUAAGCAUUGUCAUCAGUGAGGAAUUUUGGUAAUAAUGAUGUGUUUUGCUUCCCCUUUGUAACCAAGUUUAUUCUGUACUACAGGAGUGGUGCUUACCAGGGUCUAAACUCCCCCUGUGAGAUUAAUAAGGUGCAUUGUGGUCUUUCUGUGUUAAUAAAAUGUGCUCUGAAUAACAGAA
Pan troglodytes (chimpanzee) is the source of this 2908-nucleotide messenger RNA. It is a transcript of the gene DCLK3, whose product is annotated as doublecortin like kinase 3. The record is from RefSeq and is a predicted model, not a curated record. Bases 558 to 2504 code for a protein of 648 amino acids. The transcript is spliced from 5 exons. Gene Ontology annotation, molecular function: protein kinase activity; ATP binding. Gene Ontology annotation, biological process: protein phosphorylation. Lineage: Eukaryota; Metazoa; Chordata; Mammalia; Primates; Hominidae.